This is a messenger RNA of Phragmites australis (common reed), 1363 nucleotides long. RefSeq lists its product as uncharacterized. The transcript has 2 exons. NCBI's taxonomy places the organism in Eukaryota, Viridiplantae, Streptophyta, Magnoliopsida, Poales, Poaceae. The coding region runs from base 224 to 1111 and encodes 295 amino acids. The record is from RefSeq and is a predicted model, not a curated record.
UUCUGCUCUCGGCUGUGUCAAUAUAUAUAGCAAAGAUCCUCGCUCGGACAGGCACAGGUGGGCCCCAAUCUCGCGAUUCGAUGGGUUCGUAGCCGCAUCGCGAGCUAGUUCUUGCGGGAUUCCGACUGCCUGCCAUUAGGCUGGCUUGGUUUGGUGCCGCACGUUGGGAGCUUCGGCGAAUCGUUGAGUUGGGGGCCGGGUGCUCCUCCUCUUCCUCCUCCCGAUGGGGGGUUGGAACAAUCGGCCAUGGCAGGCGAGGCGCCACCACGACCGCUCCCGCCGCCCUUCACGUCCUCCUCUUCCCCCGCCGGAUUACGGACACGAGCACUGCUCAGUCCCAUUAUGGGAAAGGGAAUUUUGCAGUUAUGUUGGUGACAUUUCUUGGAAGAGAUUCUGUGAAAACAAGCAAUAUGUUGAAGUGUAUAAUAACCUAGAGCAAUGGGAUGAUUCAGCGGCUUUUGAGAAUUUUCAGAAUGCAAAGGUGAGGUUCUGGGCUAAUUAUCACGGUCUACCUUCUGACAUACCUUUGCCGGACCCUGAUAUGUAUAUCGAUAAGGUCGACCACCGAUGCAAAGUCGACCCUGAGUUGGUAGCUGACCUGGAUAAGGAACGUCUACCACCAUUUGACUCAGAUAAUAAUUUGGUCCCAGCUACUGAGGCUGAUAAGAAGUGUUCUCAGAACCAGUCUGGAAACUGGGACAUCUAUGUAGAAAAGCCAGCUCAAGUUAAUACUUUGGAGGACAAUUCAAGAUCCAACUUGAGUUGGGGAGUGAAGCCUGAAUCUUUCAAUAAAUGGGGUAAUAGCAACUCCGGUUGGGGUCAUGCUCUAGAUAACCCCAGUUGGCGCAGUUCGAGCAAUAACUGGUAUUCAUCAAAUAACAGGAAUAACUGCGAUGGUGGAUCCAACAACAGAUACCAGGAUCCAAGUAACAUAUCUGGGAGGAAAAGGAACAGUGGUGGACACAUCCAGCAGAGAAACAAUAAACAGAGGAGCCAGGUUGAGGGCUACCGAAGAAGCAGCUGGCAGGAUCACAGAGGAAGAAAUAGUGAAUGGCGUCCACUACACAACCGGGCUUGCCAGGAUGGUCAGGGAAUAGAAGGUGGACUUUGAUUUCGUGGCGAAAUCACAGAGUUUUGAUGAGACCUGGAUAGUUUCUAGCUUUUGUUUUGAGCAGUGAGUUGGCUGUUGGAGAAGUGGUAACUGUGCAUAGAUGUUUGGGUUCUGCUACUGUUAUUUCAGAGAUGUUGUCUUGGUUUUCUUUUGUCCUAAUGGGAGCAUGGCUGCUGCCAUUUCAUUGCAAAGAUGUUAUAAAUUAAUCUAGUUGCAACACAUUUACACAAUCCUGCAUGUUACAAUAAUUAU